UUGCUAUAAUGAGUUUCUUUACUAAAGUUGCUAGAAGUGCUUUUAGUCGCGCUCCAGCUCGUUGGUAUGCCACCGAGACGUCGGCUAGCGUGUCUGGGUUGCGAUUAAGCUUGGUACUUCCACAUCAGACAAUUUAUAAAGGUGUAGAAGUUCAACAAGUUAAUAUUGCAGCAACUUCUGGUGAUAUGGGUAUUUUGGCCAGCCAUGUACCUUCGAUCGAACAAUUGAAACCAGUUAGUGGUGGAUUUGCUAUAAUGAAUCCCAAUUCCUCGCUUGACAUUAAUGCCGUUGAAGCCUAUCCUCUUGAAGAAUUUUCACCCGAGGCAAUAAGAGCAAAUUUAGCGGAAGCGCAACGAACUGUGUCGUCAUCCGGAUCUUCAGAAGAAGUAAAGAAUAUCGCAAGGAUUGAAGUUGAAGUUCUUGAAAGUUUACAGAAUGCAUUAGGCAGCAAAUGA
Scutellospora calospora is the source of this 455-nucleotide messenger RNA. Lineage: Eukaryota; Fungi; Glomeromycota; Glomeromycetes; Diversisporales; Gigasporaceae. The record is from the annotation of a GenBank genome assembly.